UGAUUAGGUCUUAAAAUAUCACCACAAGGACAGUUUGGUAUUUCACAGCUGCAAAAUUUCAAACCUCAGUUUAUGGAAUUUGGGUUUUAGAAUCUGUAAUUUUACAUGUGAAACCGAAGUCUUCAAAUAUGAGGAAUAUGUCAUCACUUCACAUGGAGUUUUUCAUGAUCCCUCUUAGCCAACACACUGCAAUACAAUGAUGUAAUAAGACUACAUUUGCUUAAGACAGGAUGUAACAGAAGUUUACUGGGGGAAAACUUACUUUACUUCACAAAACUAACAUCAAUACUUCACCUUUAAUGCAAUCAACUAUUUUUUUUUUAUAAAGUUGUGGUCAAGUUUUAAAAAGAUAAAAUGUGUUGCAGUUAGUAAUGAGAACCAUGUGUCCAUCUCGUCACCCCAACCCCCCCAAUCUCCCCCCAUUUCCCAUCUGUGCCCUUCAGGCCCUCACUUCAGUCACCUCCCACUUCCCUCUUCCUUCAGAACCCGUCUGUUUUUGUUUUCGAGCCUGGGCUCUUUGCACAGGAAAUUGUAUACAUUGGGAGCAAUCAGGAAGGCAGAGAGCAGCUUUCCCGUUAGCACUGAGUUUGGGCACAUGAGGAAAAAAACUGGAUAAAAGAGCUACAGAGAAGCCAGUGAACAGGGGAGACUGUGUGGAAUGAAGGAAAAGAGGAGGAGAUAUAAAGGAGCAGAGAGGACUGGCUGGGGGCUCAUAUGGAUCGAUCGCUGCGCUUCCAAGGAUCUGUUUGUUUUAAUCAUCUGGACUACUAACUGGAGCCACAUGAAGAAUAAAGGGACUAAGCAGAAGUCCAAAAAGAAAGGAAGUGAAAAUGCGUUCGGCUGUGACCUGAUAGAACAUCUCCAGAACUCAGGACAAGAUGUUCCUCAGGUUCUGAAGAAAUGUGCAGAGUUUAUUGAGGAGCAUGGUAUUGUGGACGGGAUCUACAGGCUGUCGGGGGUCACCUCAAACAUCCAGCGUCUCAGGCAGGAAUUCAGCUCUGAGGCGUGCCCUGACCUUACAAAGGAAGUGUACCUCCAGGACAUCCACUGUGUGGGUUCCUUAUGUAAGCUGUACUUCAGGGAGCUACCCAAUCCUCUGCUCACAUAUGAGCUAUACAGCAAAUUCACUGAAGCGGCCUCGGUCCGGGGAGAUCAUGAAAGACUUGUUCACAUUCAGAAGGUCAUCAAAGAACUGCCGACCCCUCACUUCAAGACUCUGGAGUACCUCACCAAACACUUGGCCCACCUUGCAACCUUAAGCACCCAGACAAACAUGCACACACGCAACCUGGCCCUGGUUUGGGCUCCAAAUCUGUUAAGAUCUAAAGAUAUUGAGGCUUCUUCUGGUAAUGGAGACAUGGCUUUCCAGGAGGUGCGGAUACAACAGUCAGUGGUUGAGUUUAUUCUAAACAACACAGAGCAGAUCUUCAGCGAUGAUUCUGUGGAAAUCAAACCCAAAGAAGGGCCAACUUUGAUGUGUGGGGAGAAGAAGUAUGCCACACUCCCGAUCAGUGGUCAGUGUGGGCCGAUGAAACUGAUGAGCCUGGAAGAAGCCCAAGCCCGCUCCUUAAGUCCAAACCAUCCUGUGCAUAGAGAACGUCAGCGAGAGAACAGUCUGCCUGAUACCAGCACUGCAACGCUCUACCACACCGUCAUAGACAUAUCAGACAGCAAGAGAAAGUUUUCUGGGAAAUCUAAGAAGUGGAAGUCCAUCUUCAACCUGGGAAGGUCUGUCGACUCAAAGGGAAAACUGAGCCGAAACGGCAGCGUGUUCAUAAGGGCACAGGGGAUCACAGAAAAGGCAGCUCUUCGUCCAUCCAGGAGCAUGGAGUCCUUGUGCUCCUUACCAACAGAUGAUGACAGAACAGGAAACAAUAGUCCAACUGGUGGACCCGGCAGCAUUUAUGUUCCAGAUGUAAAAUCCAGAACGCUGGGAUCUGACUCGCUCUAUGACCUGAAUGAACAUGACCAAAACUGGGAGUUUAAAGGGAAGAAAGCUGACGGGGCAACAGGAGGUUGGAGCUCUAGUAUGAACCAAAAGGGGUCACCGGGUGCUUCUUCUCCCCCUCAAAAAACACUACCAGAGCAACUGAAGGUGUUCAAAGGUGAUGACGGCAGCGGCUACAAGCCCACGUCUCCGAAAAACAGGAGGAUGUUGUACUCAGGCUCCUCCCACAACAGCUCGUCUCGACCCUCCUUCCCAGGAAGUUUCUUCCCUCUGGAAUCCUCGCCGAGGCAUCAGCGAAGAGCCGUCAACAUAUCCGAGCCCUUCGCUGUGUCCGUGCCACUGCGCGUUUCCGCUGUUAUCAGCUCCAACAGCACGCCGUGCAGAGGCCACGCUAAGGAAAAAGCAGCUGCAGCCGCUCUGAAACCUUGCAAGGAGACUGCGGAGCAGAGCAGCAACAGUGGAAAGAGCAAUACAUUCCCCCAACUGGAACCCAAGAAGCAGGAAGGAACAGAGAAGAAAAACAUGGAGGAGCCGGCGUCUAGAGUCCCACCAGAGGAUACAAGCAAAGAAGUAGUGCAAGAAGGUCAAGAAGGGAUCAACAAUUCUGAACUGGAACAGCCAUCCAUUGCAAAUGCAAGAGAAGGCAAAGAUGCAGCGCCAUCUCCUGGGAAAGAACUGCACAACCAGCCUACAGCAAAGCAACAGGACAUGGGAUCCUCUAUUGGGAAAGAGCUGUGGUCUGAUCUCAAUCAAGAACUGAAGAUAACUGAACCUGAAAUUGACCUGCUGGAUGAGACUUUUAAGCCUGUUUCCUCCUCCAAGAACACUUGUGAAAACAUGAAGUUAACGAUGGAUGUGAAGUCAAAAAGAAGCCGCAGCUCUCCGUCUCUGACUUUGUUAUGUAGGGAUCUUUCGUCAAAUACCUCUCUGAGUGAUCACUUUAUCGCCACUGGAUCAGCCUCGGCAAAGAAACAACCCUCAGAGUCAGACAUCCCAUUUUCUCUUCACAAAAACUUUGAUGCAGUUGUCGGUGGAAACACAGAAAAUGUCUGCCCUGCUGCAAUGCUGGAUAAAAAAAAUAAGAAACUGCAUCAGAUCUCCCCAAAUAUAACAUCCCUGAAGAAAGAUGAUCCAGCUUAUAGCCAACUUCCUUUUAAGGAAACCUGCUUAACUCAAGUUAAAAGUCAUUUGAUGUUAGAGGAUGCUCCAACAGUUCGGGGCUUCUCAGCAGCAGAUGACCCCCACAAAAAAUCAGAGAAACAUGAAAUUCCUGAAGGAGACAAAAACGUCUCCUGUGGUGGAGUGAAGAAGACUGUGAUUCCUGAGUUGGAACUCAUUCAGAGGCUUUCAGUAUGUUUGGAGGAGAGACGUAGGACCUUGGAGCUGCCAAACCUCGACGACGAUGAAGGAGGAUGCGGAGCAACCUCAGAGGAGCUGGACUUGGUGGAGCCCUGGGAGGAUCUUAGCUCCACCAAGCAGUGGGUUACCAGUCCUCUGCACUCACCUGACGUGGAGGAACUGUUUAAGCAGCUGUCACCCUUUGGCUGUGUAGCGGAGCCUUUGAGCUCAGAGGAGGGAAAGACGUCAUCUCCUUCAUUCGAUAAUAAACAAUCUAAUAAAACAUCUCUCGUUAAGAGCACUGAACGCCUCUCAGGAAACAUUCCUCAAACUUCCAGUUGCAAACCAGACACAAAAUGGACGUAUUUGCCAUCAAUACCUACACGGGUCAGUGUGAACAGCAGUAAUGCAACACAAGCUCACGCAGGGAAGAGCAACACAACAAAACAGAAGUCAUCUCAGAGGUUUUACAGACAGAUUUCUUGCGAGUCAGCUGCUUCAGAGAGAAGAGAGGAACAGAGCUUUCCCAGACAGCACAGGCCAUACUCUCUUAACUUGGACCUGGGGCACAGAUACAUUAGAGACAUAUCUAAUCAGCAGAACCGCAAUUCAUCGGAGUUCUCCUCAUGUCAGAGAGGAUUACUGUCCUCAACUGGAGCUGUAAAUAACGGGCUACCCUCGGAGUUGGAAUUGUUUCUGAAUGAUCGCCAGGCGCCUCUACGCCGAAAUUCAGCCCCAGUCAGCGUGUCAUCAGUCCGAACCGCCUUCAUGAUAAAAACGUGCCAGGCCAAAGCUGUGCCUGUCGUACCUCCAAAGGUGCAGUAUAGUCAGAUACCUCACUCCAGACACGAGAAUGAUGUCGAUGCAGCAAAGGAACAAGAAAAGGAAUAUCCUAAAAUGGUCGCAGAGAAAAGCAACUCCGCACCUCCUCCGAUGAUGUCAGAUCUAAAGGAGGAGCUGGAGAAUAAAGAGCCAGCUCCCAAACACCAAAGACACCCACAUGUAGAGAAAUCUGCCGAGUCUGCAAGGACCACGUCCACUCCAGAACUGCCAGUCAUAACAAGGCGACAUGCUCCCAGUCUUGAAGUCUUUGUGGAUUGCCCCAGACCAAACAGAACGAACAUCAUGCAAAGGCCAUCGUUCAGGAACAGGCAGAGGCCGCAGAGUCUCAUCCUGCUCAGCCCUCCCUUUCCCAUCAUGGACUAUCCGCCAUCAGGCGACGACGGCAAGCUUCUGUCAUCCAUCAGGAGCAUGAAUGACACAUCAGCUGUGAAUGCGUUUUCUAAAGAGAUGGCGGAGAAUUUCAAGACGCCAGAGGGGAUCGCUCUUCAAAACAAAAUGACUAUUCCAAAAAGUGGUCAGAGACUGGAAACGUCGACCAGCUGCUUCUACCAGCCGCAGAGGAGAUCGAUGAUAUUUGACAGCAGGAGCCACAGGCAGAUAGAGUGACUGGAGGCACAGUCACUGAUUAUGAGACUGAGUGUUUGUACAUAGACACAGAAUAUAAGGAAAGUUUUAUGGAAACUGAAAAAAGAUGAUAUGAUAAUCUGUUGUAAAUCAUAGUAUUUUGUUUUAUGUAUGUAUUUCUUGAAGGAUCAAGAAUUUGUUUAAAAUUAUGAUUCCUUUUGUAAAACCAUGAAGUAUUUGAGAGAGAUUUUAUAACUGGUUUCCCAUGGGUUCCUUGUAAUCCUUGAAAGUUUGUGAGAGAAAAAAAUCAAGGCCUUGAAAGUUUUUGAAAGUAGACAUAAAUAGACAUGGGUCAUUGAAAGUGCUUGAAUUUAUAUAUUUUGUUCAAGAAUAGAAUAUUGUGCUAUAUCUGUGCUGUGUUAGAGAAAGCAAGAGACCACAUAGUCUGUGAGCAUCUGUAAAGUUCUCAUUGUAGUUCUCAUAAAAAUUCUGUGUUGUAACAGUAAUUAACCAUGAUCCGUGUCUCAACUAUGCUGUGUUGGGUCCUUGAAUUUGAGGGAAUUGGGCCUCAAAAGUCCUUGAAUUUGAUGUUGAAGAAGAUGUGGGAACCCUGUUAUAAAGCCAUGAUGUAUUUGAGCGCUCUUAAAAUGUGACAUGAAGGAAAUGUUUUCAGAGGUGACUUAAGAAUGACAGACAUUUAGUUUCACAUAAGGCUGCAACUAAAAAAAUGACUGUUACAAUUUGCCAGAGUCAAAGAUGACGCCUUGAGAUGUUUUGUUUUUUCGAACCAACAGCCAAAAACCCAAAGAAAGACAAAGAAAAGCAUGCAAUCUUAACAUUUGUGAAGCCAAAACCAGCAAAUUUUCUGCAUUUUUGCUUAAAAAAAUGACUCAAAUGAUUAUUCUAUUAUCAAAAUAGUUGCAGAUUAAUUUCCUGUCAAUCGACUAAUCGUUGCAGCUCUAGUUUCAUACUCAAGUUACAGUAUAUCUGAUAUUUGGACAUUAAAACAUGUGGUACUACACAGUCACAGUGCAUCACUGCCAGAUCUGCUCAGAGCCUUUGACUGUUGAAAAUCACAUCUGUUAACUAACAAAUUAGCAGCAGAAUAAUGGUUUACGGACAUCAUACUUAAAAUUCAUGAAGAUUAGUUGCUUAAACUUGACUGAAAAUCAUUUUUGUCCAGGAUUCAAUUUUGCGAGCACCAGAAAAUGUUUCAAUAGACGUUAUUCUGGUUUGGUGCAGUUCCAGCAUCUUCAUAAAGUUGUGAGGGCCAAGUUGCAUUUCUCUCUGUGUCAACGAUGUUAUGACAUGCUGAUGGAUUGAUUUUGGUCACUGUAUAAAGUUCAUAAUGUAUUAGGUUAUUACAUCUUCACAUAAAUAUUCAUGCAUGAGGUCAUGAGGUGGACAUUAAGGGCUCUGAAUGCAGGAAGUGUACAGUAAAGGUUAACAAGAAGUAAAAAGGUAAACUGACGAUUAAACUGUUAAACAGUUUAACAGCCAUGAAUUUGAUCAUGUAGUUUGCAGGAAAGAUAUUGCUGAAGAUGUGUUUAUUUAUUCCUUUAAUAACUUACACAUAACAUUAAGUAAAAUUUAUACUUGUAAAACAAUAUACUGUAUGUAACUUUUGGCUCUGUGAUAAGCUGAGAUCAAUGUGAUUUUUAGCUGAUAUUUAAGAGGAAAAUCCUUUUUCUGAUAUACAUAUAUCAGAAACUUAAUAGUAUUUACCCACAGAAGGACUUUAAUUCAUGUGUAUCUUUAUUUUCUGUAAGCUUUGUAUUUUAAGGCAGUUUUUAAUUUGUUGUUUUUGACAAUAAUGAGAAACCAGCAUUGUAGAAAAAAAGCAAAGAGUAUCUAUGUAAAGUAAAAUCCUGGAGCUGCUCCCCUGACUGUAAACUGGAGGUUGACUGUGUGCACGCUGACUGUAUUCAAUGUGUUUGGACCUUGAUGGUGCUUUGAGUCUGAUGUUAGCAUCUGAAAAAAACAGGGUUUUGUUUCUUUUCUUUGCAUUUUACAAACACGGGAUCUGAUAUGAUUACCAUUUGUGCUAUUUGUGGGUGAGCACCCUGCAUGUAACAUAGUUUGGAUGUUGAAAGAGGUCACAGUGUAUUUUAUACUGUAGUUUGAAUGGAUUGGACAAAUGAUUAUAGUGUUUAUUCAAAAAAAAACAUGUGUAUGUUAAUGGGGAUAUCAGUGUUUUUUCUUGGUUUUGUAACUUUUGUAUACUUGUUGAUACUGAAAAUCACUGAGUGAACUGUCUGUAUUCACAGGAGGAAAAAAAAACAAGUGAAUUGAGGAUUUUAAGGUGGAGUUUUGCCUUAAUUAUCCCGAUGAUGGCACCUGAAGCAAUGUACAUACUGUAAGACACCUGGUGAGUUUUGUUACAACAAAAAAUUAUGAGAAUAAAAAGCUCUGAAAAUCACAUCAAUCAGUGGUUCUGUUAAUGUGACUCAUUCACUAAAACCUAAAGUGUCAAGCUGUGACAUUGUAACAUUGUAACACUGUAAAAUUCAACUCACCUGAUUUUUGUUAAAUGUUACUUGAGAUUUACACUUCAGGGAAC
Molecule: messenger RNA, 7253 nt
Organism: Thunnus maccoyii (southern bluefin tuna)
Lineage: Eukaryota; Metazoa; Chordata; Actinopteri; Scombriformes; Scombridae
Gene: arhgap31
Product: Rho GTPase activating protein 31
Exons: 14
Coding region: 659-4735 (1358 amino acids)
Biological process (GO): small GTPase-mediated signal transduction
Molecular function (GO): GTPase activator activity
Source: RefSeq, a predicted model, not a curated record